This is a messenger RNA of Dinoponera quadriceps, 3057 nucleotides long. RefSeq lists its product as uncharacterized. Bases 116 to 2506 code for a protein of 796 amino acids. The transcript has 12 exons. Lineage: Eukaryota; Metazoa; Arthropoda; Insecta; Hymenoptera; Formicidae. The record is from RefSeq and is a predicted model, not a curated record.
AGAAGAGGGGGAAGAUGAUUACGGUCGAGCGAAGACGCCGACGUCGGUGUACGACGUGAAAAUUUUGGUCGAUCCGAGCCAACGUGGAACGCUGGUGGGAAAGCAGAAGAAACUGAUGGACCAGGUGUGGCCUACGGAGAAGAGCGCGACGGAUGACUCGAGUGGCACCAAGUAUCUCGAGCCCCAGAUCACGGAAUCACCGGAUAUAUUUGGCAGCACCGCUGCUGAAACUGUCGGCCUGCCCAUCGAAACAACGUGUUUCUACGUCGUUCUGAAGAACGAAAGGAAGCGCGCGAGGGCAAAGCGCGAUGCACGUCGUCGUGAAGGGAGCCUUCGUCUUCCAGCAAGCUCGGUUCGACCACGAGAUCGUCUUCUUGAGAAUGUAACGAGCGAACGUACAUUGCGGAGCAAGAAACCGAAGAGGAGUGCCGACGGAGGAAACACGAGGCCGAAACUUGACGAGUUUCCGGAUACCGGCGACGGGCCUUCGACGAUGAGAGGCCGCAAGUUGUGCGGGAUCGGCGAGAAUAAGCUGAAACGUCGUACUGUCAAACACAAGAAGAGUACCAGAAAUGCGAAAUGCAACGGCAAGAAAGCGAAAUCGGCCGAGCCGCAAAAAUCACGAGUCGUCGACUCGCAUGCUCCGCGAGUUCGCGAGGCGGGUAGCCGCGUUGUGGAUAAAAAGAAUCCGGAUCACCGCAGGAGGAUCGUCGCGAAGGCGAGCGUUGAUCAUCAUAUUCGAGUAGAGGACAGCGAUAACGGAGAAAGUGAGGGGAAAUUAAGCCGUCAUGAUGUCGCAGUCGCCGAUCGUAGAAACAAAUCCGCGCCGGGCGUUGGGAAGACGCGCGGUUGCGCGGAUUGCAUCUGCGACAUCUCGGACGUGAUCGACCGGGUGAAGUCUGUCUUGGACGGAUCGAGUUAUCCGUUGGACGAGAUCAAGGCGCUCAAUUGCAGCAGGUUCAAAGAGACCCGGGAGAAAAUAGUGAUCUCGGUGGACUCCGACGUGGAGGAGGACGCCAGGGCGUUUCCGCAGCCGCGUUACAACACCGAAUCGCUGAAGGGGCAAAAGUACAUCAAGCCGCAGGAGCUCGGGGCCGAUCCCAGGGGUGACUUACCGCUCGAGAACGAUCGCGAUAUCAUUUCGCUACCGGGUCUUAAUCUGAACGUGCCCUGUAACCGAGACGGCGACGGUGUCACUUGGCUGUCGAGUGUCGGCAGGCCGAGUUACACGUGGAAACGGGCGGACGGUAUCGCGCUUUACGGUUUCGUGGCGGAGAACGGUGACUUGGAAUUGCGGAACGUGAAUGCGAGAGACACGGGGAAUUACACGUGCGUCGUGACGUACACGGGCGCCGACAACGAGGAGCCCGUGGAGGCCACUUACGAAGUUCGCCUGCGAGUCGUGACCUUGCCGAGGUACAUUCUACACGGCGAGAGUCGUUAUCGCGUGCGAUUCUGCGACGAGAGAGGCUUGGACGCGCUGACGACGUAUCUACCCUUGAAAUUGAACAACGUUCUGUGCGAGGCGGACAUCUGCAACGCUUACGUACUGACACCGUCUUGCUCCCGCAACCAAAUCACGAUGAAUGUUCUGAUAGUGCCGUCGCAUAUCGUGAAACUGACGACGAUCGAUCACAAACGUUGCAACGUCUUCUGCCUCAAAGCCAUUCAGGACAAGCUCUCGCUGGUACUGAGUAAAAAUCUGCAGAUCUUCCUCGAGAAAACCAUUAUUUUCAGAUUACUCCAUUUCGAGCAGAAACUGGUGCCGAUUGUGGAAAAGCCGUCGCUUGCGAGACGAAGGAGAGGCGAGAACGGCGAGAGCGAGCUCGACGAUGCUUUCGGCGACGAUGUCGGCUUAUUUUCCAGCUGCCCGGCUGGAUACGGUCUUCGCGGUACGCAUUGUGUUCCUUGCGACGUGGAUACUUACAGCGAGGACGGGGUAUCGCGCUGCAAAAAGUGCCCGCCCGGCACUUACCAGCCGAAUCACGGCGCCAGAGUUUGUCGUACGUGCACUAGUCCAUUGACGAGAGGCUGUUAUAACAUGCUCUGGAAUUCGUUCUCCGCCGUGAUGAUGACUCUGGCGAGUCUCAGCGUGAUGCUGUCGAUAUUCCUGCUGUUACUGUGGUUGGUCUGCUGCGCCAAGAAGAAAUUCUGCGCGAAGCGAAUAAUCAGCGUCGUAUCCGACGAAGGCGCACUUCUACAAGAGAAACACGUGGAGGAAGAACCAUUAAUUAAGGACGUUAGUGAGAACGAGGAUCAGCUAUGGGACGGUGAAUAUAGAAUUAAGAAGAAGCGGGGGAAGUUCAGUGUAAAUAGGAAACGUCGGAAGCAGAGCGAGAAGAGAUACGAAAAGACACACGAAGACGAAUGGGGAUCGCAUCGUAUAAUGGACGCGCCGGUCAACGGCCUCGACUCUUAUCGGUCUCACGAAGAUUACAAUAACCAUUACCCGAAGCAAUCGCACCGUAAAGGACCCCGUCUGCCCGAGCGUGACUUCGACACGUGAUCAACGACGGAUCAUAUCAUGGAGAGUAUAUGACGGAAACGUGUAGCUCAAGUGAACUUUGUACAAAUACUUUAGACUUAAUUCCUAAUUCUUGAAACCUAUGUAACAUCUAUGAGUAAGUACCUGUUCAACUUUAACGGUUAAUUAUAUCUAGCUUAAAUAGUGUGUAUUAAUUACCAGGCGCCUAUUGUGUAUCGAAGUGAGUACGUUAUAAUCAAAUGCUAUCUGUAUAAAUGCAUAUAUAUGUGUAUACAUACAUACACACAUACACACACACACACAUGGGAAGUGCGACAUUUGCACAACUGUAUACACACAUAGGAUAAGCGUUUAUUUUAUCUUCCCAUCGUCAACAAGGUGACAAGAUUCAAUUAAAGUAUAUGACAAGCAAGAUAAUCUGGUGUCAUCUGAUGAGAUAUAGAUGCUCGCAACUGCAAGGUUGUAAAAUUGAUAUUCUAUAACCCAAUCUUGGUGUGAUAUCCACUUUUAAUGAAGGUUCAAGUUAAGCGAACAUAUGAUCCGAUACUACUGAGGUCUCUUCGUUACAAAUA